AUGGCCUUCAAAGAAGGAUCUCUCGCUCACCAAUAUUUUAUUAUUAUAGCUGCUGUUUCGUCCUAUUGGUGAGUACUUUAUGGGGUUUUUGUGGAUAUAGGCAUGUUAUAGUAGUUGAAGUUAGGUUUUGAUAAAUAACGGGUGUUAUUACGUUUUGUGGAUAAAAUUUGGUAAAGUUAUAAAGUUUUAAAUAGUUUAAAGCUUUUUAAAGAUUCUGAAUAUUUUAAUUGGUGAAUUUUGUAACUUAUGAUUGAUUUUGAUAAAGAAAUCAGCUUUGAUUUAAAUUUUGGUCAAUAUUUUAAUAAUAAACCAAAGUUUUUGAUUAUUCGAAUGUCUUUAUGUUAAUUUUGCUUUGUUUUCAGGGCAUGUUCGAUAGGAUUGGUCUUUCUAAACAAGUACUUACUGAGCAGUCCAUCGCUAAAGGUAUGUUAUUCAUCUUUCAAGAUCUAUUUUCUUUUUUUUAAUUUUUAGUUGAAUGCUCCACUUUUCGUGACAUGGUACCAGAGUUUAACGACAGUAGUAUUAUGCUACGCUUGUUCUUGGUUGUCGAGGACGUUUCCUAAGCUCAUAACUUUUCCUUCCAUGACAUUUGAUCAGAAACUGAGCAGAGAUGUUCUUCCUUUGUCGUUUAUCUUUGUUGGCAUGAUCACUUUCAACAAUUUAUGUUUGAAGAACGUUGGAGUUUCUUUCUAUUAUGUUGGCAGAUCGUUGACUACAGUUUUCAACGUUCUUUGUUCUUAUCUGAUUCUAGGACAAUCGACUUCUAUUAAGGCAAUGGGAUGUUGUGGUAUAAUCAUUGGCGGAUUCUUGUUGGGAGUCAAUCAGGAGGAUGCUGCUGGUAAGUGGAUUGUUUUCAGUCUAUUUAUCUCAUUUCUUGAAUAUUAUCUGAAGCACGCAUCAAUAUUAUAAAAAAUUAUUUUCUUACGAUAAUAUUAUUUUAGGGUAUAAACUUUAUAACAAAAAACUAAAAUUACAUAUUACAGGUUCACUCUCAAUAUCAGGAGUGGUAUAUGGAGUCCUAGCGUCCUUAUUUGUGGCUUUGAAUGCUAUUUACACAAAGAAGACCUUGAAGAAUGUUGGAGAUUCGAUCUGGAGACUAACAAUGUAUAACAACUUGAAUGCUUUCUUCAUUUUCUUGCCAUUAAUGUUGUUCAGUGGUGAAUUGGGAAUAGUACCAUACUUUGAGUACAUUGGAACGUUCUACUUCUGGGCUAUGAUGUCUUUAUCUGGUGUGUUUGGAUUUGUUAUGGGAUAUGUCACUGGAUGGCAAAUUCAGGUAAGUUUUCUUGGUUUUUUGUAAAUUUUAAAGUUAGGAAAUGUUGUUUAACUAUGGUGGGAUAAAAAAAACAUUAUUUUGUUUUAAAAACGUAUAAAUUAACGGAAUUAAACAGCUGUUUUGUGCCUGGACUUCAGGCAUUACUUAACGUUAUUAUAUUAACUAUAAUGUGUUUAUUCUGAAGUUCAACAAGUUUUCGUUUGUUAUUAUUAUAGGUAACCUCUGCGCUGACUCACAACAUUUCUGGAACAGCUAAAGCCGCGGCCCAAACCGUAAUGGCCGUGAUAAUAUGGAUGGAAGUAAAGUCAGGCUUAUGGUGGCUGUCUAAUAUUGUGGUAUUGGCAGGCUCUGGAGCCUAUACUUAUGUACAGAAGAAGGAUUUGGAUAAAAACUUCAAAGAACGACUCGAAUCUGACAAAGUGUCACUUUUGUCUCGCGAAGAACGGCGACAAAACCAGCAAGUUUAA
Molecule: messenger RNA, 1743 nt
Organism: Bursaphelenchus okinawaensis
Lineage: Eukaryota; Metazoa; Nematoda; Chromadorea; Rhabditida; Aphelenchoididae
Source: the annotation of a GenBank genome assembly